Messenger RNA from Onychostoma macrolepis, 4246 nucleotides. RefSeq names its product WD repeat-containing protein on Y chromosome. Gene Ontology annotation, molecular function: protein binding; calcium ion binding. The transcript is spliced from 21 exons. NCBI's taxonomy places the organism in Eukaryota, Metazoa, Chordata, Actinopteri, Cypriniformes, Cyprinidae. The record is from RefSeq and is a predicted model, not a curated record. Bases 885 to 3962 code for a protein of 1025 amino acids.
GUGUGUGUUUCUGUUUGCGCUUAGAUUUCCCUGUCAAACAAAUAAAAAAAAUCAAAAUAUCAGGUCGGGUCAGGAAAUGUUGAGACUUUCUCUGCAGAGAAACACAUUGUUCGGCACAUGCACAUCACUGACAGGCAGAGAGCCACAGAUGUGAAGCCCUCCCUCCCUUCCUUUCCAGCUGCGUUUGUCUUGGUGUGGAGGUGAGUGGUGAUGAACAACAGACUAAGCUACCUGUGCCUCGAAUUUACAGCUAAUUAUCCAAAAGACAAAAGGCAAUUAUAGUUAAUUUGUCUUGCUAACAUCCAUGACUCAUGAGAGAGCUACCAUGUAAUGCUGGCUACACACCACAAGAUAAUCGGGCUGAUUUUGGGCCGAUUUCUCCCCUUCUGACAAUCCUAGGUAAUGUCCCGAUUAUCUUGGUGGUUCUAAAGAUUAUCUUCUCAGAUUUUCCUGUGGUGUGAGGUGUGUUAAGAGUGACUGAAUCUGCUCGGAAGAGCGUCUGAGGCGCCCCGAUCGCGAUUCGUAAAUAUUCAACAUGUUAAAAAAUGUCACUACCUUGAAACGGUGUCUCUACUUUGAUAAUUGAUGAUAAUAGUGCUCUCAGGUGAUUGUCCAGGUUAAGUUCUUCAUGGCUUAAGAAGCAGCGCACGACCAAACGGUGAAAAUAAUCACCGAACACACCGCCAUUUUUAACUUGAAUGUGGGAGACUUCCGGUGUCAUUCGCUUCCGGUUAUUUUACCUCUACAAAAAGAUUCCGUUAUGCUACUUAACAUAGCAAACUGCCAUUUGUUAUAUAGCCUAUACCUUUUUUAAUUUAUAAUCAUCAUCAUAAACACUGUCACACGAUUGAACGUGACUCUAUCGCCCCCUUGAGGACGGAGAUAUGAACACUUUGAAACGACACGAGGAUCCAUGGAAGGUCUAUAAGGAGGAAACACCCAGCACCACUCAACAUUUCGCCGGCCGGAGCGCCCGUCUUUUGGAGUCGCUGCAGUCGAGUCAUCUGAGGUCACUGAUGCAGUCGUUCUUCAGACAGCGUUCAGUGAGAUCCAAACCCAACAGAAGAGUCCGAGUCUCGGCUAACUCCAUGAGUUUUGAGGAUUUCUUCUCCUCUCUGAAAGAAACGACAGGCCAAGACUACCAGAGAAGUGACGUGGAGGAGUUAUUCAAUGAGAUGGACAUCUCUUGUGAUGGUUGGGUAGGAUGGCAAACGUUCCACAACUUCAUACUGCAGCAUUACAAGCAUAUUAAAGACUCGAUGUGGGCCUGUAAAAAUCUGCCCAUCUCACAGCCUUCAAUACACCACUGUACCUACAACAAGCAAGAGCCAAUCGUGCGAGUCUUGGCUUUGAGUCAGUCUCCACCGAUGCGUUACAUCAGCGUCAGCAAGAGAGGGACUCUCAUUGUGUGGAACAGACAUCUGAACAACAUAAAGCCUUUGGAGAUGUGUGCCGGCCCCUUCAAUAAAAGGCAGUAUCGUAAGAGGUUCCAGGGCUGGACCACCGAUGCUGUCUACAUGGGAAAUGUUCACAAGAUUGCUGUGGCGACCCUGAGCAGGGGCAUCCACUUCUUUGACAUUACCACCACAUGCAGUUUUGAGCAGGUUCACUUGUUCGGACUGAGUCAUAUUGCUACUGCUCUGUCUUAUUGGUAUGACAUAGAGGCUCCAGGAGAAAAGUGUGUGUUGAUGUGGGGCGAUGACAGAGGCUCUGUGAAUUUGCUGUGGUUUCUUCAGCCUUUCAAGGGGCUCUUUGAAAUGCCUUUUACCAACCAGACUGGCCCAGUUCAAAUCUUUAUGCCAGUGAGUGUGUGCAUUUUCAUCGCACUGGUCUCCUAUCAGCACAUCCCAAAAAUCCACAGCGAGCCGAUCAACAGAAUCCUGUAUGAGCCGCAUGAUGAGCUCAUUAUUACUUCAUCAGAAAGUCCAGCCAGCUCUGUGGUCAUCAUUGACGUCAGUCAGAAGAGACAGGAAUACAUCUGGAAAAUAGAAAAGGGAGUCAAGUGUUUUGACUUCAGCUUCUCUCUGGGGCUGCUGGUGACUGCUGGAGUGGGUUCUGCUGUCAGACUGUGGAACCGCUAUGUGACCUCCCGCCCAACUGCGGUUCUGCGCAGUCACCAGACCACAGUGGUGGAUGUGGUUAUUCACCAAGCAUUGGGCAAGAUCUUCAGCUACUCCAAGGAUGCUGUUCUGAAAAUAUGGGAUAUUCCUUCUCAACAAUGCUUAAAGACAAUUCUCCUGCAGUUCCCAAAUAUCCAUCUAGGCUUCACUCCAGAGCAUGGCAGCUUUCCUCUGCUCCUCAGCCUGACUCCAGAUCCUAUUCUCCUGGUGACCUGCAGAGAGUAUCUGGCCACGCUUCAUCUGCACAAGAGCGAAUCCAACAGCAGGUCUGGGAUUUACACCUGCGCGCUCUAUAAUCCUCAUCAUCAGCAGGUAAUCACAGCCUGCGCCGACUCCACAUUGACGGUGUGGGAUGUGAAGACAGGCAUUAAGAAGAUGGAAAUAAGGAACGCUCACGGUAAGGAGGAGGUCUCCUGUAUGGCACUAGAUGUACAUCAGCGCAGACUGAUCUCCGCAGCCACCAAUGGCACUAUCAAGGUGUGGAACUUACUGAAUGGUCUCAAUCUUCAUAAACUAGAAACCAUCUCCAAUGCAGAGGUCACCGGGAUCAUCUGUCACCAUGACAACCAGCUUCUAGCCACAGGCUGGAGUCGACUGAUCGCUCAGUAUAGCAUUGCGUUUUCAGAAGACAUCUAUGUAAACGCAGACCUGUCCUGGAAGUCUGGUCGUCAGCACGGCGAGGAUAUCCUGGCCAUGGAUCACUGUCCAGGCCUGGGACUUCUGGCUACUGGGAGUUAUGAUGGAGAGAUCAUUAUAUGGAGCCUGGCUCUGCAGAAACCCAUCACACGACUGCAGACACACCAGCAAGAGAAAGCUCAUCUGCCCGUUCAUAGACUGCUGUUCCUGCAAAGACGAGCCCAGCAAAGUCAUUUGAGAAGCGGCGCUGUGCUGCUUAGCUCACAGAAUGGAUUUGUCUGCUGGUGGAGCGUCUGUGGGCCCAGACACAACCACGGACAGUUCUAUGCGCCUGAUGGAUCUGAUGAGAUUGUGAUGGGUUUAAGCACAGACCAGGAAAAUAGUCUACUCGUCACUGGAGACACAGCCGGAUUCAUUAAGGUCUGGGACAUCUCACAGUACGCCUUAUCCGCUGCAGAUACGGAGUCUGCAGAAGAUCUGCCCUCGCUGUUGCACUCUUGGAGGGGUCAUGAGAGGGCGAUAGUGAGCAGCGAGGUGCUGGCGUACGAGUCGAAACUUUUCGUUCUGAGCGUCUCGGUGGACCACAGGGCCUGUCUCUGGACCUCUCAGGGAUGUUGUGUGGGCUGUUUUGGACAGGAACAGCAGUGGGAUUUGAGCAGCCCAGACACUUAUCAAACCAACAGGGAACAUACCAGUCCAAUCAAAGAAGAGGAGGAGGAGAGGACAGAGGACAGCCAAUCACGUGUCAGCGCUGGGAGUUUCAUCUGCUGGGGUGAAAGUUCAGAGGUCACUGGGACAAGCCUUAGUGCGGGUGAUAGUCAACAAACAGAAUUAGCUCUAGACCUGCAAAGAAGCCGCAUGUCUCUACAGACCCCAGACUCUGACCGCAGCAGCUCUUUGGAAAGGUUCCCACUGCCUAAAUACAGUAAGGUUCUGUCUGGAGAUCAUGCAUUAAGGGAUCUGGAGAUUAAGAUGACUGCGCGGCAACGCAGGCCACGGGAUUCUGGCCGUGAGAAGCUCUGUCGAAUCGGGAACGAGUUCAUGCCGCUACAGUCUCUGGAGCUGCCGGAGAUCAGUGAGCUGAAAGAUGUUCCUUUGAAGCCUUGGAGAUUGAAGAUAGGUCAGAUUUCCUCCGGAGGAGCAGAGGCGAGCUCUCGCAUGCUGUCUUCUGAAGCUCCUCUGCAUUGUGAAACACUGGAGGACUAGACGGCCGUAUGAUGCAGGACACAGAGUUUAUUUUUUUACCGCAGGUCAGUGACUGUACACUGAUUUACACUGUUUUGCACCGAAAUGCACCUCCUCGGUCUUAACAGUUUAAUAGACAUUGCUUUUGUGCCAUCAUUGUUCAGUCACAUCAAUGUUUGUAUGCAAUAUGUAUUAUUUAUUACAUUAAUGAGGAAAAUAAUUUUUUUAAUGUUUUUGAAAUUUGACUGUGUAUGUAUUUUAGCAAUAAAUACUUUUUCUUAAUUAAACAUGAGGUUGUAUAGACA